Messenger RNA from Diachasma alloeum, 1636 nucleotides. RefSeq lists its product as uncharacterized. The record is from RefSeq and is a predicted model, not a curated record. Bases 1 to 876 code for a protein of 291 amino acids. NCBI's taxonomy places the organism in Eukaryota, Metazoa, Arthropoda, Insecta, Hymenoptera, Braconidae. The transcript has 5 exons.
AUGACAGUAGAGGACAGAAAUACAGACGCCUCAGUGUCAAUCUCCUCAGACACAACGACAGACAUAAAAAAAACCAAGAGAAACGAUCAAAAGCCGAAUCAAUUGCCCCCGAAAAAUCAAAAAUCGAAGAAUCCACGUGGCGAUUGGGAGUCCAGUGAGUGUCUUUGCCACGCUUACAGAAUAACCCCAUGUGUUCCCCCAAUGGAGUGGAAUGGACCGACCCAGGAAAUAAAUCCCGAGAGCCCCAGAAAUUUCUCCCGGAAGUGGCCCCGUCGACCCUCUAGGUCAGAGAAGCCCUACAUGAAGUGUGUGCCCUCGACAGGAAUAAAACAAAAUCCCUGCCACCUUCUACCGCCGAACAUGAACUCUGAUGUCAACGAGAUUCAUAAAAAAUUCAAGAAUAUCACUGGAAAAAUCGAAAUCUACUAUUUUGAUCACGGUAAUGCAUCAUACUACCGAACAACCGAUGCAAUUCCCCUCCUGACGACCGAAAAAUUUGCGGACAAGACUGAUCAAGCAGCGACAAGGUUCUGGGCAGAAUUUUUUGGCACAAUAAACAUAGGAAUAACGUUCAUAACAGCAUUCCUCCUCCAACUGCUUCGCUUCAUUCUGUACAGCCUGAUAAGGCCCCUAACGAUUGGAAUAAUUCAAUUACUAUCCGACUACUUCAUCAAGCCCCUGUUGACGAUAAUAUUCAAUGCACUAAUUCAACCAGUGCUAAUAUUACUCUACAAUAUAGCAACGUCCUUGCGAGAUCUCUGCGAACCAAUAGCCGAGGCAAUAGGUUUCUUCAUUCGUGAAUUGUCACGCCUUUUUCAAGCAAUAAGACUAAUCGAGAUCAACAGAAAUGUUACAGACGGAGAUAUUCCCACUUGAUAAACAACGAAUAACAACAACAUAAGAACAUUUCAACGCCAGAACAACGAACAUUAGGGGCUUCCACCUACAUCGUUUGACCCUAGGCUCAGGAACUGCAACCUCGGUUAUUCAUCAACUUUUAAUUAAAAUUCUAUAAACGGAUUUAUUUUCUACGUGGCUCCACUUGGUGGAUCUUGAAUUGAUGUUGUAGUUGAUGUACCCGAUGUGGAGUCACCUGGAAUAAUGAAUAUUGAGAGUGCACGGGUGUUAUUUACCUAGUAAAGCUGCCUCCAAAUCUCCAAGUAUUUCCGUUUCCUUGGCGUCAAUGAGAUUGAAGCGUUGAUUAAGGAGAGUGAGGUGGGCGAAUACACAAUUGAGGUGAGCGUGGAGGCCCAGGAGUGCAACCUCUCUGAAGUGGCAGUGGUAAAUGUGUGCCACUACAUGGUACAGUAGCCGCAGAAUCUUACGCACUAUCGACUCAAACGAGCUGGGAAACUCGUUUGCUACAAAACCACAAUAAAAUUAUGAGAUACUGACGAUUAGAUAACUAUUACUGCAUGUCAAAAUGAGAAAUGAAAUUCAACAGUUGAAAUUUAACAUUUCAUUCUGGUAAAUAAAUUUUUGGAGACGAUAAAAAAAAUUAGUUUUGAAGGAAAAAAUUGGGUUGAUAUUCACAAUUUUUGUGCACAAGUGCUGCACAUCGAAACGAGAUAGAAAAUUUAUUACUCAACAUUUUUAAUUUUAGAAAAACUUCUCGACAAAAUCAAACUGUAAAGUA